Microthlaspi erraticum is the source of this 459-nucleotide messenger RNA. Lineage: Eukaryota; Viridiplantae; Streptophyta; Magnoliopsida; Brassicales; Brassicaceae. The record is from the annotation of a GenBank genome assembly.
AUGGAUGGCACUCAUUGUACGGUUAUGGUAGCUGGUGGCGAGGCAGCUCGAUUUUAUAACAGGCAUUCACAAACAAGCAUUAAUGUUUUGGCGAUAUGCAACUAUGAUAUGUUAUUCACUUACAUAUUUGUAGGAUGUCCUGGAUCAGUACAUGACGCUAGAGUUUUGUCUUAUGCAAUGGAGCGUGAUUCAACUUUUCCAACUCCUCCGCCAUCCAAGUAUUAUCUCGUAGAUUCCGGUUACGCUAAUACAAGAGGAUAUUUAGCUCCAUUUAGAGGUCAUAGGUAUCAUUUGCCACAUUUUCAAGUUGGCUCCCCACCUAGAGGUGAAGAAGAGUUGUUUAAUCGGUGGCAUUCUUCACUCCGCUCAGUGAUUGAACGAACAUUUGGAGUUUGGAAGAAAAAAUGGAGGAUUUUAUCAGAGUUUCCAGAUAUGGGGUCGAAAUUCAAAACAAUAUAA